This is a messenger RNA of Carassius gibelio (silver crucian carp), 752 nucleotides long. RefSeq names its product acyl-CoA thioesterase 13 (gene acot13). The transcript has 3 exons. The record is from RefSeq and is a predicted model, not a curated record. The coding region runs from base 258 to 683 and encodes 141 amino acids. Lineage: Eukaryota; Metazoa; Chordata; Actinopteri; Cypriniformes; Cyprinidae. Gene Ontology annotation, molecular function: fatty acyl-CoA hydrolase activity.
AAAAGUCCUCAGAACCGAUUGGUCAGUAUUAGCUCCUAUUAGUAUUCAUAGACUGACUUAUUAGAUUUAUUUAACCUAAUUAGAAGAAUACAGUGCAGUUUUACAUUAGUUAUCUGCCGUUCUCAUCGUUGUGGACUAUGGACUUUGCCUAGGUACAUAAUGAAACUCUUAAUUUGUACAACACUUGGGCCAGCUUUCAAACAUUCUUCAAGAGUGAUCCUGUCCUUCAAGGUGUUUUGGUAUUUGCCCUGUCAGCGAUGGCGUCAAUGUCUCUAAAUACAAUAAAACAGAUAAUGAGAGCGAUGGCGGACAGUCCUGGAUUUGACCGGGUUUUAAGUAAGGUGGAGGUGUUGUCUGCAGCCCCCGGGAAAGUGGUGUGUGAACUGAAGGUGGAGGAGGAGCACACUAACAAAGGAGGCACUCUUCACGGAGGACUGACAGCCACCCUGGUGGAUAUGAUCUCCACCACCGCCAUCAUGUACAGCGAGAGAGGAGCUCCAGGGGUCAGCGUGGACAUGAACAUCACAUACAUGAAUGCAGCUAAAAUUGGAGAGGAUGUCUUGAUAACAGCUCAGGUUUUGAAACAAGGACGGACUUUGGCAUUUGCAACAGUAGAUCUCACCAACAAGGCGAACGGAAAGCUCAUUGCUCAGGGAAGACACACUAAACACCUCGGUAGCUGAUUAUGUACAUGCCGUGUAACUGACAUGAAACAUGUUCUUUGUAACAUUAAUAAACUCCAUUUGCUCGGA